AUGGGAGCUGAACACUCGAAGGACCAGCGUCCGAGAAGAAUGCUUUUGCUGGGGAAAGGUCAGAGACUUCCUGCAUGGGAAGAAGCUCUUCUCUCAGGAAAAGACCCAAAGUCAUUGCUGAAGCGUGGGUUACAUUAUGUCAGUCUGAGCCUCAUAAUGAAGGGGAUGACAAAUGUGCCUGAUUUUUUGUGGGGCUUGUCGGAGGUGCAGAAGCUGAACCUUUCACACAACCAGCUGAUGGCUCUUCCUACAGCUUUGGGGAAACUAGACAGAUUAGCGGUGCUGAACUUGUGUGGCAAUCGCCUCAAGUGUCUGCCAAAAGAGACCGGGCUCCUCAAAAACCUGAAGGUUUUAUUUGUCGAUAUGAACUGCCUGAGUGAAGUGCCAGCAGAGCUCAGUCUGUGCACAAAGCUGGAAGUUUUGAGCCUUUCACACAAUUGCAUCUCAGAACUCCCUUCAAGCCUCACUGAUUUGACAAGCCUAAGGAAGCUGAAUCUGAGUAACAAUUGUUUCAUUCACAUUCCCUUAUGUGUUUUUGCAUUGAGGGGUUUAGAUUUCUUGCACUUAGGCUCCAACAGACUUGAAAACAUUGCAGAAAGUGUCCAGUACCUGGUAAAUUUGCAGAUCUUUAUUGCAGAAGAUAACAAUAUUCGCACCUUGCCACGGUCUCUCUGCUCCAUCGCUGCACUUGAGUUACUAAAUGUAGCUUACAAUUCUAUUCAGACCCUUCCAACUGAUCUCUAUCUUCUGCACAGAUUGCCAAAAAUUGCUUGGAAUCCAAUGGAUAAAGGGCUCCAUAUUUCACAUAACCCAUUGUCCAGACCACUGCCAGAGAUUGUAGAGGGAGGACUGGAUGUGCUCUUCAACUACCUUAAAGAGAAAAAUCAACACAACUAA
Molecule: messenger RNA, 897 nt
Organism: Caretta caretta (loggerhead turtle)
Lineage: Eukaryota; Metazoa; Chordata; Testudines; Cheloniidae
Gene: LRRC30
Product: leucine rich repeat containing 30
Cellular component (GO): cytoplasm
Molecular function (GO): protein binding
Source: RefSeq, a predicted model, not a curated record